Seriola dumerili (greater amberjack) is the source of this 1642-nucleotide messenger RNA. RefSeq names its product trophoblast glycoprotein-like. Gene Ontology annotation, molecular function: protein binding. The coding region runs from base 407 to 1642 and encodes 411 amino acids. Gene Ontology annotation, biological process: negative regulation of canonical Wnt signaling pathway. The record is from RefSeq and is a predicted model, not a curated record. The transcript is spliced from 2 exons. Gene Ontology annotation, cellular component: plasma membrane. Lineage: Eukaryota; Metazoa; Chordata; Actinopteri; Carangiformes; Carangidae.
UAUCAGUUAAAUAUUUCUGUUUUUGUAACUUUACUUUGGAUGUGCUGUAGCCUUUUCCCCGUUUCCUCUGUCACACUGUGGUGUAGGUCACAGGCUGUGGAUGCUCUAAUUGUCCUCUGUACCUUUAAGGGAACCACGCACCUUUUUCAUCCAGCAGAUUCUGUGUGAUAUGAACUAUCAUCAAUUUACGGGAACCUUUAUUCCCAGAGUGGAGCAGAUGAGGAGAGACUGAUGCUGGAGGGAGCAGUCUUUGUUUUUUUGUCAGAACAAAAGCUUAGGAUAAAAUGUAUAAUUUGAUUUAUUAAUUAUAUAUUAACAUGGAAUCAAGUUUUUUUUCUGCUGUAAUUCCUACUCUUGUGCGUUAACAGUUUUUUAAUCUUUCCUUUUCUUUGGCUAUAAUUCAGAUAUGUGUAUUUUUGCAGUCCGUGUGUUUUUGGGAAUCCUUCUUUGUGCACCAUACCAGUGCUUGGAGUGUCCUUUUGGCUGCGAGUGUUUUGCUGUCACUCGCACAGUGAAAUGUGUCUCUAAGGAUCUGCUCACGGUGCCACAAAGUGUUCCAGGAUAUGCAAGGACUGUCAUCAUCACAGGGAAUAAUAUACACCAGAUUGCACCUGAUUCGUUUACAGAGAUGGAGAAUGUCACCAACAUAAUUUUAAGCAAUAAUAGAAUUACAGAGAUGGCAUCUCACAGCUUCUCUGUCCUCAUCAACCUGCGCUUCCUGGACCUCAGUGGGAACCAGCUGGCCCUCAUCCAUCCGGAGGCUCUCAGUAUACCCGGCAGUCCCCUUCAGGAGCUCAACCUGAGCCGUUCGCUGUACAACUUCACCGCCCUGACAGACCUCACCACGGCUCUACGCUGGGGGGGCCUUGGGGGUCUCCUCCGCCUCGACCUCUCUGGGAACCACCUCGCCCUGCUUCCCCCAGGCAUGUUCUCCCACCUUCCCAAUCUGCAGCAGCUCUUCCUCACCAACAACUCUCUGGUAGCUGUCUACAGUGGGACGUUCUCUGGUAUGAACCAUCUGGAAGUGCUGGACCUGACACAGAAUGCCUUCAGAAUAUUCAGGGCCGAGGCUCUACAAGAGCUGGAGAAGCUCGGGAAUAUCCACAUCCACCUUGGUAACAACCCUUAUACUUGCUCUUGUGAAAUCCGUAAUUUUGUCACUUGGCUGAAUGAAUCAAGAGCUCUGCUAGAUGUGGAUGCUGUGAGAUGUGCUUCACCUGGAGCGUUAACCGAAGCCCGUCUGCAAAGACUCAGUGUCCAGGCUAUUGGGUGUGUUGUUCCAGUCCAAGCAGGGGUGGCUGACCUCACCCUCCAGACAUCUUAUGUUUUCCUAGGGCUGGUGCUGGGGUUUGUGGGGAUGGUCUUUCUUUUUGUGCUCUACCUGAAUCGCAAAGGCAUGAAGAAUUGGAUCAUUGAAAUGAGGGAUGCAUGUAGAGACGUUAUGGAGGGAUAUCACUACCGAUAUGAGAUCGACUCGGACCCCCGGCUGGGGCACAUUACAGCAAAUAAGGGUGGCAGCCGGGCACAAGCGCAUUUAAGAUUAGCUCUGUCACAGCAGCUGCCAAAUGAUACCUGCAUUGUUCAGGUUCCCUCAGACACACAGAUCAAACAGGUGACAACCUUCCCACCUAUGAACUUAUGA